Molecule: messenger RNA, 1040 nt
Organism: Dioscorea cayenensis subsp. rotundata (Guinea yam)
Lineage: Eukaryota; Viridiplantae; Streptophyta; Magnoliopsida; Dioscoreales; Dioscoreaceae
Exons: 5
Coding region: 1-933 (310 amino acids)
Source: RefSeq, a predicted model, not a curated record
AUGAAACGCCAUACACAAGCGAUUAUAGUGUGGGAAAAUCAACCAUCAACAACAGUGGAUUGUGCUAUCAGUGUUCUGAAUGACAGUGAGCUCAUCAUGAUUAUUAUGUGCGACUGGUUUGAUCCAUCUCCAAAUGUUGGGAAGAAAAAGUUCAUAAGGGACCACAAUCUUGUUGAUGUCAACUAUAAGAAGGCUUUAACAAAUAUGAACCUUUUCAUUUUGGCGGAACAAAGCACUUCAAGUAUAUUAUGCACCUUAUCCAAGUAUGAAGGUGACAAGGUUGACUGGUGGCUGUUGAUGGACACGAGUGAUGUUGAUCUCGAAGAUGUCAAGGCCGAACUCACUUGCAUGAAACAGAAAUGGAAGAUGAUGAAGAUGAUGAAGCUCAUAACAUGCAUCUUCAUUAUGGGCACGUAUGCCUACUACAUGAGUUGCAUGGUACCCAUACUAAGAAGCAUGAUGGACAAACUUUUUAUUGAUGAAAAGUCUAAAUCACUCAAUGAUAAAGUAUUGAACUUGAGAGAGGCACCUCAAACAAUUUCUGGAUCUAGAAAUGACAAUUCUCAACCAAUAGAUGAGGUCGCACUUUAUUAUGAGGCAGUUGGUGGUGAAACAAAGAGAAGGGUGUAUGGGCUUGGAUCUCAAGCAUCUUAUUAUUGUGGUGGUAAUACAAAUGCAAGCAAAUCAAGUACUAGCUCUUUUGAAUCACAAAAUCAAGAUGAGCUUCAAAAUGAGUUGGCAACUAUGAAGAAGAAGAUAGAGGCUCAAGAUAAUUUGAUAGUUGAUUUGAAAAGAACAAUUGAGAUGUUGUGUAAUCACAUUGGUAUGCCUCCUCUACAUGGAACACAAAAUGCAAGUAACAAUCAACCAGAGGAAUGUGAAGGCACAAGUGAUGGAGAUGGAGAUGGUGGUGAAGAUCCUAGACUUUUAUAAAUAUUUGUGCUUUAAUUGCUACUUUAUUUUGCUUGUCUAACUUUGGGUAUUUUUUUUGUAUUGUUAAUUGUUGUUGAUGUUUACAUUCUUAUGUAGUAGUAUUGUUG